AUGAAGGCUGAUUCUGCUGAUGGAGAGCUGUUGCCUCCAUAUGUGGUCUAUAAAGCUAGUCACUUCUACGACACAGGGGUCAAAAAUGGACCUGAAGGAACUCGGUAUAAUAGAUCUGCUUCAGGGUGGUUUGAUGGAGAUUGUUUUAAAGACUGGCUUGAGACCUUGGCCGUACCAUAUUUGGAAAAUAAAGAAGGCAAAAAAGUACUCGUGGGGGAUAAUGUAUCUUCUCAUUUAUCUUUAAAAGCAGUUCAGCUCUGGAAAGAGAAAAAUAUUGAUUUUGUCUUCCUCCCCGCCAACUUAACCCACCUAACGCAGCCAUUGGAUGUUGCAUUUUUUAAACCAUUAAAGAAACCAUGGCGACAGGUUCUCGAACAAUGGAAAAAAACCGACGGCUGCGACAUAAUUUAUCCACUACAGAAAAGUCUACAGGAAAAGCUCAAUCAACAGAAUGUUUGUAAUAAUAAUAAUAAUAAUACGAUAAAUAUCAAAGAUAAUACAAUAUUGAACAAUCAGAAAAACUCGGCAAAACUAAUUAAACUAGGAAAAGAAAAUAUGACGACAGAAUGGGCGGACAAUACUGCGGAUGUUAAACUAGAGCACAAUGAAAAAAAUAACUAUGAAGAAAUAGAUUCUACUAACCAGAGAAAUAUAGAGGAUAUUAAUUUUGAUUACUAUAACCUGGAAUCUAUGCCAGUUAUUUUUGGUGAAGAUCUAGAACUAGGGUUCCAAGAAGAAGUUUUAGCAACAUAUGAAUUUCAAACACCGAGCGAAAUAAAAACAGAGAAAAAAAGAAAUUGA
This is a messenger RNA of Pararge aegeria (speckled wood butterfly), 801 nucleotides long. RefSeq lists its product as uncharacterized. NCBI's taxonomy places the organism in Eukaryota, Metazoa, Arthropoda, Insecta, Lepidoptera, Nymphalidae. The transcript has 2 exons. Bases 1 to 801 code for a protein of 266 amino acids. Gene Ontology annotation, cellular component: nucleus. The record is from RefSeq and is a predicted model, not a curated record. Gene Ontology annotation, molecular function: DNA binding.